Messenger RNA from Hymenoscyphus albidus, 368 nucleotides. The record is from the annotation of a GenBank genome assembly. NCBI's taxonomy places the organism in Eukaryota, Fungi, Ascomycota, Leotiomycetes, Helotiales, Helotiaceae.
AUGUCCGUCGGUGCUCCCGAAUUGCCCGCUAUUGCCAUGCGAGAACCCCAUCGGAGCGAAUACGUCAGAUGCUCGCUCAGCCUCACUGCAAGCGCACCCUUCCCAGCAGUCAGUCACUGUUACGGUGCCUCCCGAGUCUUCCCCGGAUAUUGGACCCUUUUGCUGUGCGGCAUUCUGCAUGCUGAGACCCCGAAGAGGGCAAUGGCAGGAGCCAGCAAUGUACAGCAGUUGGAGAAACGAGGCCGGGCGGUAAGCCAGAAGCAAGUGCUUGCCAGCUUGCCAGGCAGCUGGAGCGUCGCCCGGCAAUAGUAACUCGUUCGGGUGACGAAGGAUUGUUUGCAGAGACAAUCAUCAGUGAUCAGAUUUAA